AUGGUUGGUCAUGCAAACCUGGACAUUAGAGGAACACAAGAAAGAGGAGCACCGCAGAUUCCGUGUGUUCCAGGCUUGCACUCCAAUCAUCUCCGAGACUUGAGCGAAUCUUUGAGGCAAAUGAGUUGGCAAAGUGUGAGAAAGAGAGCGUGA
Molecule: messenger RNA, 153 nt
Organism: Dovyalis caffra
Lineage: Eukaryota; Viridiplantae; Streptophyta; Magnoliopsida; Malpighiales; Salicaceae
Source: the annotation of a GenBank genome assembly